AUGAACUGGAAUAACAUUAUCCAGACAACAGUCUUUCUUUCACUUACUGGACCUGGAAUUGUAGGAAACAUCCUAGUAUUUGUGAGACAUGUAUACACAUAUGCUUUGGGGACUGAAAAAAAGCCUGUGGACCUUAUUCUCAUCCACUUGACAUUUUCUAAUAUGAUCAUUAUUUGUAGCACAGUGAUCAGAGAUGUAGCCACAGUGUUUUAUUUUAGAAACUUCCUAGGAGAUAUUGGUUGUAAAGCUGUGGUUUAUCUGGCAAGGAUGGCUCGGGGCCUUUCCAUCUGCACCACCUGUCUCCUCAGUGUGGUCCAGGCUGUCACCAUCAGUCCCAGGACCACCAUUUGGAGAAAUCUCAAACCACAGACCUCAUGGCAAGUUCUUACCUAUGUCUUUCUCUUUUGGAUCUUUAAUGUUCUCACGAGUAUCAACUUGUUGUACUAUAUAACAGGAGGCAGUGGCAUGAACAGAUCUGCAACUGCAGGGUAUAUUGGGCAUUGUUAUAUGUUGCCUUCCAGGCACAUAGUCAAGUGGCUCUUCCUUUCACUCAUGAGUGUUCGUGAUCUCAUCUUUCAGAGUCUCAUGGGCUGGAGCAGUGGAUACAUUUCUUUUCACCUGUAUAAACAUCACAAGCGUGUCUUCUACCUUCAUAGCUACAGGUUUGUAAAUAGUUUCAGUCCAGAGAUCAGAGCUGCACAGAGUGUCCUUGUUCUCAUGAUCUGUUUCCUCUUCUUUUAUUGGACAGACUUCAUUUUCUCGUUUUACACAGGUUCCAUGGUAUCACAUGAUUCCAUUAUACUAAAUAUUAAAACAUGUCUAGUACUUGGUUAUGCUGUUCUCAGCCCCUUUGUCUUGAUGAGAAGAGAUGCCCCUGUUGCUAAAUCCUUGAGUUCUCACUGA
Molecule: messenger RNA, 903 nt
Organism: Psammomys obesus (fat sand rat)
Lineage: Eukaryota; Metazoa; Chordata; Mammalia; Rodentia; Muridae
Product: putative vomeronasal receptor-like protein 4
Exons: 1
Coding region: 1-903 (300 amino acids)
Biological process (GO): G protein-coupled receptor signaling pathway
Cellular component (GO): membrane
Molecular function (GO): pheromone receptor activity
Source: RefSeq, a predicted model, not a curated record